CCAAAACAUGACAACUCGCGAAGAUCCAGGCAUGACUGGGUGGAGUCUUGUUGGAAGCACUCUCCUAGUCCGAAGGUUCUCCCGCGACUCAAAACAUGAGGAUAAGGCCUGCUUUUUUGAGCCACGGACAAAAAUUGCGGCAUUCGAUCUGGACUCAACGCUUAUCAGUACAAGAUCAGGGGAGCUCUACGCAAGUGACGAACAAGACUGGAAAUGGUGGCAUAAAAGCGUUCCGAUGAAACUGGCUGAAUUGUACGACAACGAUUAUCAAAUCAUAAUUUUCACCAAUCAAGGGAGGUUGACGGAUGAGAACCGGCAGGAAGCUCCUGAGGCUCAAAUGUGGAAACGCAAGGUUGAUGUCUUGCUGAAUGUUUUGGAUAUCCCUCUCAUACUCUACGCAGCUUGUGCAAAUGACAAUUACCGAAAACCGAGGACUGGUAUGUGGGAAAAGAUGAAGGAGGAAUUCCAUAGUGUGGAACUUGAUCUCUCGUUCCUGGUAGGUGAUGCUGCAGGGCGGGAAUGUGACCACUCGGACGCGGAUAGACACUUUUGUCUCAAUAUUGGAAUCCCGUUCUUCACCCCGGAGAAGUUUUUUCUAGGUGCGCCUCUGGAGCCAAUGUCCGACAAGUUUAAUCCUGCGUGGUACCUUCCAACGCACACUGCACUUGCAACCAAGCGUAACAUAAAUCAUGGACCUAAACACCAAUCGCUUCUUGUUUUCGUGGGUGCUCCAGGUGCUGGAAAAACAACCUACUACCGGAAGACCUUGCAACCACUCGGCUAUGAGCGUAUUGGUUCUCAUCAAUUGGGGCUCGAAGAAAGGGUACAGCUAGCGUAUCAAGUUCUCGCCGAAGGAAAGUCGGUUGUCAUAGAUGACACCAAUACCACUGCUGCUGCCCGUAAGUUGUGGAUAUCAUUGGCUAGUAGAUUCAAAAUUAGAGUCUAUGCAAUCCAUUUCACAACACCGGCAGAUCUAUGCUUGCACAACGAUUCUGUACGAGCUCUUGGGGGUGAUCAGACGAAGGAAGAACAACGGAAGGUCUUCCCAAGGACGCGCUUCAAAGAUAUCAUCUCUCGGUUCAGUGAGCCACAGAAUACCGAGGGCUUUGAGGAGGUUGUCAAGUUGGACUUCGAGUGGCAUGGAAGUAGCGAAGAGCUCAGAAUCUGGAACAAGCACUGGAUAUAGCUUGUGCAUUAACGGGGAAUGGCUAUGAAAAUUUGCUUCGGGGAAUCAAUAUCAUCUAAGAAUUUAACUUCUUGUAUCAAGCGGGACGAGUAGGAGGAAG
Lindgomyces ingoldianus is the source of this 1286-nucleotide messenger RNA. Its product is annotated as PNK3P-domain-containing protein. The record is from RefSeq and is a predicted model, not a curated record. Gene Ontology annotation, biological process: DNA repair. Lineage: Eukaryota; Fungi; Ascomycota; Dothideomycetes; Pleosporales; Lindgomycetaceae. The transcript is spliced from 7 exons. Bases 8 to 1186 code for a protein of 392 amino acids. Gene Ontology annotation, molecular function: double-stranded DNA binding; polynucleotide 3'-phosphatase activity; ATP-dependent polydeoxyribonucleotide 5'-hydroxyl-kinase activity.